UGGGUUAGCUCUGGUUGGCGCAGGAGAAGACUAAAUAAACAACUCGUCUUUGGCCGAAGCUUUAUUUUAGGAAUCUGAAACCAUGACUGCAAAAGAGAUUAUAAACAUUAAAGAAGCAGAGAUAAUGAAGCUGAUCCUGGACUUUCUGAACUCCAGAAAGCUCCACAUCAGUAUGCUGGCUCUGGAAAAAGAGAGCGGCAUCAUUAAUGGGCUUUAUUCGGAUGAUAUGCUCUUCCUGAGGCAACUUAUAUUAGAUGGGCAAUGGGAGGAAGUUUUGCAGUUUAUCCAGCCUUUGGAGUGCCUGGAAAAAUUUGACAGAAAGAAGUUUCGAUAUAUCAUCCUAAAACAGAAGUUUCUGGAAGCUCUGUGUGUAAACAAUGCCAUAGCUGCGGCAGAUGACCCUGAGAAUCUGGAGCUGACCCUGCAAGAUGCAGUGAAGUCCCUUCACUCCCUGGAAGAGUUCUGCCCAACCAAAGAAGACUACAGCAAACUCUGUCUGCUCCUCACGCUCCCGCGCCUCACCAACCACGCCGAAUUCAAGGACUGGAACCCCAGCACGGCCCGCGUGCAUUGCUUUGAGGAAGCCUGCUGCAUGGUGGCUGAAUUCAUCCCCGCGGACCGCAAACUGAGCGAAGCCGGAUUCAAAGCCAGCAGCGACCGUCUGUUCCAGCUCCUCAUCAAGGGAAUACUGUACGAAUGUUGCGUUGAGUUCUGCCAGAGCAAAGCCACUGGAGAAGAAAUCAGCGAGGAGGAGGUUCUCCUAGCCGUCGACGUCCUGUGCGGUAACGGUUGCGAGGAACUGGACUUGAGUUUGUUGUCUUGGCUGCAAAACCUCUCGCCAUCAGUCUUCGCUUGUGCGUUCGAGCAGAAGACCCUCAACAUCCACGUAGACCGGCUGGUCAAACCAGUGCGAAGGGGUCACGCGGAUCUUCUCACACCUCUGCUCACCAAACUCUCGCCCUGCCCAGCAUCGCCUCUGCAGCGGCCCCAGUCGGCAGAUACUUACAUGUCCCGCUCUCUCAAUCCCGCCCUGGACGGUCUGUCUCACGGCUUGGUGGGAAGAGAAAAGAAAAGCAUGGAAGGUGAUGGAAAAGCAACGGCCAUGUCGCAGUCUUUCGCCAACUUUGCGUAUCCUUCAGGAGGAAAUGGAAGCAAGAACCCACUGGAGAGCAGCGUCUUCAGUGAUUCGCCUGACAGAGCACAAGUGCAGGACGAGAGGAUAAACGGCUCAGGAGGAACGAACUCACUGCGUCCUCCACUGACUCCUGGCAGAGAUGGUGGAGCCACAGGUUCAGCUGACAAAUCAGAGGAGCAGCUUCAGGAGUUCCAGCGUCAGCGGUUGCGUGUGCAGCAGCAUCUCGAGCAGAAGCAGCAGCAGAGGCAGCUGUACCAUCAGAUGCUGCUGGAGGGUGGAGUUCAUCCACCAGAUCAGCCCACAGACACAGCGCAGCACAAUCUCACACAGAAGUUCCUGAACAGGUCCAUUCAGAAACUGGAGGAACUGAAUGUGGGAAUGGAAGACCUUGGAGAAGACGUCCAGGCUUUGGCGCAGCAGUGUAACGGUACGGCAGAGAGCGGAGCCGGUAAACAGACCUUAGAGACCGGCUCAGGGGGGGACAAGACAGCGGUGAUCAGCAGCACCCCUCAGAAGGGAGGAGGCCGAGGCGUCCCGUCUCUGGAUGAGUCCCCAGUGCUGGUCAACCAGAGUGUGUUUCAGGAUGAGAGACCCAAAUCCCCAUUCGUAGCUGUACAGACGCUGGAGGACACACAGGCUGUGCGCGCGGUCGCCUUCCAUCCGUCCGGGACCCUCUACGCAAUCGGGUCCAACUCCAAAACACUGCGUGUCUGCACUUACCCACGAUCCCUUGAAACUAGCGCUCAAGGUCCAGUAAAGCAGCCUGACAUCUGUUUCAAUCGCAUUAAGCACCAUAAAGGCUCUAUUUACUGUGUGGCCUGGAGUCCCUGCGGGCAGCUUCUGGCCACGGGCUCCAAUGACAAGUAUGUCAAAGUUCUUCCUUUCAAUGCGGACACCUGCAAUGCCACAGGUCCAGAUCUAGAGUUCAGCAUGCAUGACGGCACCAUCAGAGACCUGGCGUUUAUGGAGGGUCCUGAGAGCGGAGGGGCCAUCCUGAUCAGCGCUGGGGCUGGAGACUGUAACAUCUACACCACUGACUGCCAGAGAGGACAGGGACUGCACGCGCUCAGUGGACACACAGGACACAUCCUGUCUCUGUACACGUGGGGCGGGUGGAUGAUCGCCUCCGGCUCUCAGGAUAAGACGGUGAGGUUUUGGGACCUGCGUGUGCCCAGCUGUGUGAAGGUGGUUGGGACGGCCCUGCAUGGAACAGGAAGUGCUGUGGCCUCGGUGGCGGUGGAUCCCAGUGGGCGGCUCAUGGCCACCGGAUUGGAGGACUGUCGCUGCAUGCUUUAUGAUGUCAGAGGAGGACGAACGGUCCAGACGUAUCGGCCGCACACCAGCGACGUGCGCUCUGUGCGCUUCUCUCCUGGUGCUCACUAUCUGCUCACCGGCUCCUACGACAACAGAGUCAUGAUCACUGACCUGCAAGGUGAUCUCACCAAAACCCUGCCGGUCACUGUGGUGGCUGAACACGCUGAUAAAGUGAUCCAGUGCCGGUGGCACACCAGAGACCUGUCCUUCCUGUCCUCCUCAGCAGAUAAGACGGUCACACUGUGGGCGUAUCAGCCUUAACCCGCAGCAGAAGCCAUAUGGAAGAGCACAGAAAAACAAGCUGCACUCAGACUGAGAAGAACAGAUCAGAGUGUGUCCGUGUGUGUCUGUUCGUAUUUCUGUGUAACUUCACUCCAGUACACUCACAUGAGAAAACACAACCGACUGUUCAUCCUCCUCACGUCUACAUCUGGAAUUGCAUGCCUCUACUGAAAGAAACAGCUUUAUUGUCAAAUGUGUUGCAAUUCAGAAAAAACCAACAAACUAAUGACGUUACAAACACGAAUAAUGCCACACGUAGCAGUGCUUCAGUAUUUUGCUAUUUCAGUUGAAUGAAACGUUCCUGAAAAUGUGAGCUGAAUUGUGCCUUGAGGUGAUGUUCUCUGUAGUCACACUUAUUAAAACUGAAUGUCUUGUACAUAGAGCUUUUGUAUAGGUUUACAUGCUAACUCAAGGCAUUAGAUCAUUGUGUAGCACACUGCACUGUGCACUUCUCUCAUUCAGCAAGUGUUUGUGCAUCUGUCUUCAUUCAAAUAACUGUAAAUAAACCAACACUCUAAAUACUGAGGAUAAAUGCUUUGUGAAAGUCGUCCUCCUCAGUGUUCUGGAAACAGUUUCAUGCAUUUUUAGGAAUGCUUUUGUGUUGCAUUGUCAUUUUCCUAAUGCAUAUAUUUGUAUGCAUAAUAUGCAUCACUUUUGCACAUGAUUUCAGCACCUUUUUGUAUUGAUGCAGAGGACAGUUAGGGGACUCUCUCAAUCACCAGAUGUACAAAGUAUGUACUAGUAAUUUAUUUGAACAUGGAAAUAAACACAGUUUUGAAACUAUGA
This is a messenger RNA of Cyprinus carpio (common carp), 3517 nucleotides long. RefSeq names its product WD repeat-containing protein 47-like. Lineage: Eukaryota; Metazoa; Chordata; Actinopteri; Cypriniformes; Cyprinidae. The coding region runs from base 83 to 2710 and encodes 875 amino acids. The transcript has 14 exons. The record is from RefSeq and is a predicted model, not a curated record. Gene Ontology annotation, molecular function: protein binding.